Cynoglossus semilaevis (tongue sole) is the source of this 2374-nucleotide messenger RNA. It is a transcript of the gene popdc2, whose product is annotated as popeye domain cAMP effector 2. NCBI's taxonomy places the organism in Eukaryota, Metazoa, Chordata, Actinopteri, Pleuronectiformes, Cynoglossidae. The transcript is spliced from 4 exons. Bases 246 to 1382 code for a protein of 378 amino acids. Gene Ontology annotation, cellular component: sarcolemma. Gene Ontology annotation, biological process: regulation of membrane potential; heart development; skeletal muscle tissue development. The record is from RefSeq and is a predicted model, not a curated record. Gene Ontology annotation, molecular function: cAMP binding.
ACUGGGUGAGAAAGCCAGAGGAAAGACGAAGGGGACACAUAAUGAGAAGGGAAGACCCAUUCCAGCUUUGUUUCUGUUUCAAGUCACAUCCGGGAGCUUAUUGGCAUUGAUUAUUUUCCAUUUCAUGUCCAAAGGGAACAAACUUGUUAGAUUCUUGUGGUCAGUCAGUUCCCAUCAGGACACAAACGGCGUCUAGAGACAGCGUCUUGGUUUCCCCAUCGUUUGUGAAGGUUCUAACCGUGAGCAUGAAUAACUCGUCUCUACUGGACAGCUUGAUCUUUGCGCCCAUGUGUGAUGGCUGGAGCAACAACACGGAAGGAGCUAUCUACCAUUUGGGAAACACCAUCAUGUUUUUGGGCUACAUGGGGGGGAGUGGGGCCUACGGCUGUCUCUUCAUCUUUGGCUUCCUCACCCCGGCCUACCUGUGCCUGACCUUGUGGGGCUGGAUGACGAUGUGCGGCCUGGACGUGUUCACCUGGAACCUGCUCUUACUGGUGGCCUGCAUCGCUCAGAUCUGUCACCUCCUCUACAGGCUACGCCAGGAGGGCAUAGGCAAAGAGGAGCUGACCUCCCUCUAUCAGGCCGUCUACCUGCCACUGGGCGUACCUGUCCAUGUGUUCAAGGAGAUAGCGAAAGCUUUUGAGAACAAGGUGGUGGAGCUGAAGGCAGGGGAGACGUACGCAGUGGAGGGAAAGACACCCAUCGACCAGCUCUCCUUCCUGCUGUCUGGGAGGAUCAGUGUGUCUUUGGAAGGACAGUUUCUGCAUUACAUCCAACGACACCAGUUCCUGGACUCUCCGGAGUGGGAGUCUCUCAGACCGAACGAGGAGGGGAAGUUCCAGGUGACCCUAACGGCAGAAGAAGAUUCCUGCUAUGUUUCGUGGCGUCGCCGGCACCUCUACAUGCUGAUAUCGAAGGAGCGAUACAUCGCUCGUCUCUUCUCUGUCAUGCUGGGCUACGACAUUGCAGAAAAACUCUACAACCUCAACAGUAAGCUGUACAUCAAGAGCGGCGUGCUGCUGGACAUCCGCCUGCCCAGCCUCUACCACGUGCUGGUGCCUUCCUCGCAGGCCAGCGAGGGCGGUAGCUGCAGUGAUGGAGGCAUUGUUAAGCAGCCGCAGGCUGUGAGGCAGGACGAAGACCAAACCCAGGCCAAUGAGAACCCCGGUCACCCUCAACACCUUCAACCGCACCAACAGGGACCAAGGAAUACCUUCCCAGAUGAGCCCCAGGACCUUCAGCCUGACCACUAUCACCAGCGCUGGGCGUCAGAGCCGGAGAUGAUCUCGGGUGAGGACUCCACCAGCCUGGUUCUGGAGGACUUUGCUGAUGUUGCAGGCUCCUUAAUGGAUUAUGGCAGUGAGAGAGAUUAUUUGAGAUAGAGAGACAGGGUGUUGGAGCUAACACACGGGGUCACCACUUAAGCGUCAUCAGAUGGUGAAACUGAUGCGGAUCUACCACCUCGAUUCCAAAGAGGCAGAGCUCCACUGGCUCCCACUGAAACUCCCAAACUGUGAGGAGAGUCUCUCCUACAAAACACAAAUGUGUCACAGUUCACCUGUUACGACAGCGUCUCAUUCUCAAGCUCCCACUGCGUCUGCACUCCAGUCCGGUCCUUACCUCAGUUACAUCUUCGCUCCUCCAGAACUGGAACACAUCUGGUUCUUCAGCAUCUCUCUUCAAAAUGCAUGUCGAACAUGUUGACUUGCAGAUUUUCUAUCAAUAAUCUGGCUAAAAUCGUACUUCUCCGGAACUGAGGCAGGAGAAAGAGGGGGGAUUGAGCGAGAGAUAGCUAGAGAUAGAUAGAUAGAGAGAGAUUUUUUUUUCACUUAUUCACUUACCAGCACAAUAAAAUCUGAGAAGAUUUAUGUUAAAAAUAAGCAUGUCCAAUAUGAACUUUUUGCCGAUAUCCGGUAUACCAAUAUUGUCCAAACACUUAAUUUCCGAUUCCGAUAUCAACCAAUACCGAUAUAGGCCUGGUAAUAUUUAUGUAUUUAUCUGUACAAACCACUGUAUGAGUUGAUUAUUAACAUAAAUGAAUAAAAUGAGCUGUAAUGCUGCCAUCUCGUGCCUUUCACUUCAAUAUACAGCCGUUUGUCCCCAAAAUUAUUCUUAGGGCACAUGAUUUGGUAAAACCCAAGCAUAGCGUUAUCAGGUUUUCAUUAUCGGAAUAAAAACGAUAACAAUUCUUACAUAUAUUAUAAUUAUGCUAAUGUCAGUCGCCUGACAUUAGCAUAAUUAUGCUAUUAUCACAUUGGCUCAAGUCUAAUAAAAUAAACAUGUUUUUAAUUUUUUUAUUUGAACUAAAAUUACUUAGUAAGUUUUGAUAUUGGCAUCACAUAUCGUCCUUAUUUUAACACAUUUGGUUCAAAUU